CAGCUGGAACUGAAUUCAGUCUUGGAGUUGCCACCAGUCUUCUCGGGCGCUGACUCCCAGCUCUCCACACACCAUGGCCACGAAAGUAGACAGCAAAUCUGGGAGGUUCACCAGCAAUAGCUGUGACUCAGUCACAGCUCGAGAGCACGUGCAGGCUGUGACCCGAAACUACAUCACCCACCCCCGUGUCACCUACAGGACCGUGUGCAGCGUCAAUGGGCCUCUGGUGGUGCUGGACCAGGUCAAGUUUGCCCAGUAUGCUGAGAUUGUGAACUUUACCCUCCCAGAUGGGACUCAGAGGAGUGGUCAAGUGCUUGAAGUGUCUGGGACCAAAGCCAUUGUUCAGGUGUUUGAAGGGACCUCAGGGAUCGACUCCCAGAAGACCACCUGUGAAUUCACAGGGGACAUCCUUCGGACUCCUGUGUCAGAGGACAUGCUGGGUCGGAUUUUCAAUGGCUCUGGCAAACCCAUCGACAAAGGGCCUGUUGUCAUGGCAGAGGAAUUUCUGGACAUUAAUGGCCAGCCCAUCAAUCCCCACGACCGAAUCUACCCUGAGGAGAUGAUCCAGACAGGAAUCUCUCCCAUUGAUGUCAUGAACAGCAUCGCCCGUGGCCAGAAGAUCCCCAUCUUCUCUGCAGCUGGGCUGCCCCACAACGAGAUUGCUGCCCAGAUCUGUCGCCAAGCCGGGCUGGUGAAGAAAUCCAAGGCUGUGCUGGAUUACCAUGAGGACAACUUCGCCAUUGUCUUCGCAGCCAUGGGGGUGAAUAUGGAGACAGCCAGGUUCUUCAAGUCAGAUUUCGAGCAGAAUGGAACCAUGGGAAAUGUCUGCCUCUUCCUGAACUUGGCCAAUGACCCUACGAUUGAGAGGAUCAUCACCCCUCGUCUGGCACUGACCACAGCUGAGUUCCUUGCCUACCAGUGUGAGAAGCAUGUGCUGGUCAUACUGACUGACAUGAGCUCCUAUGCAGAGGCUCUGCGUGAGGUCUCAGCUGCCAGAGAGGAAGUGCCAGGGCGCCGAGGCUUCCCGGGAUAUAUGUACACAGACUUGGCCACCAUCUAUGAGCGAGCCGGUCGUGUGGAGGGUCGGGGUGGCUCCAUCACCCAGAUCCCCAUUCUCACCAUGCCCAAUGACGAUAUCACCCACCCUAUCCCGGACUUGACUGGCUUCAUCACAGAGGGACAGAUUUAUGUGGACAGACAGCUACACAACCGGCAGGUCUAUCCCCCCAUCAACGUGCUCCCUUCCCUGUCACGGCUGAUGAAGUCGGCCAUAGGUGAGGGCAUGACCAGAAAGGACCACGGAGAUGUCUCCAACCAGCUGUAUGCCUGCUACGCCAUCGGAAAGGACGUGCAGGCCAUGAAAGCGGUGGUGGGGGAGGAGGCACUCACCUCGGAGGACCUGCUCUACCUGGAGUUUCUGCAGAAGUUCGAGAAGAACUUCAUCACCCAAGGUCCCUAUGAGAACCGCACCGUGUUCGAGUCGCUGGACCUGGGCUGGAAACUGCUGCGCAUCUUCCCCAAAGAGAUGCUGAAGCGCAUCCCGCAGAGCAUGACAGACGAGUUCUACUCCCGCCAGGGGGCGCAGCAGGACCCCGCAUCCGACACCGCGCUCUAGGGUAGCCCCCGGCUACAGCCUUCUCGCUUAUGGUCCAGCCCUGUCUCUGCCCUAUGUUUUAAGGGUGGGGGCUCUUUUUAGGGGCAUGCUGAACUCCACCUCAGUCCUGUACUUUUAUUUUAGAAGCCCCUCCUCCAAAGAUACAGCUGAAAUGGAAAACAAAAACGGUAACUGAGAUAGAUGAAUUUGUCUCCGAUGAAAACAAGAUUGGGAAAUUUUGGUUAAUUGUUGAAGGUGAAGAUGAUACCAUGUGGUUUGUAAAAGUAUUUAAAAAGAAAAAUCUAGUUGGACAUAGUGGAGCACUCUUUUAACCCCAGCACUCAGGAGGUGGCAGAGUCAGGCAGAUUUCUGUCAGGUAUAAUACCCUGUCUCAAAAAAUAAAAAAAUAAAAAGUAAGGAAAACUCGGUGCCUAAGCAUCUGAUAACAGAAUUCCUCUUGGGGAAGUAUUUACAGUUCAAAUAAGAGCUGAGCUGAUGUGACUGAAUGGUAAAGAGUUUGCCUUCGGAAACCCAAAGUCCCAGUCCCGGCACCACAUAAACCAGGAGGAUCAGAAAUCAAAGGAUAUCCUCUGCUACACAGCAAGCUGGAGGCCAGCCCGAGCUACAUGAGACCCCAUUUCAAAAAAUAAAAUAAAAUAUGAAAGGGCUGUGGCUAUAA
Messenger RNA from Mesocricetus auratus (golden hamster), 2273 nucleotides. It is a transcript of the gene Atp6v1b1, whose product is annotated as ATPase H+ transporting V1 subunit B1. Gene Ontology annotation, cellular component: proton-transporting V-type ATPase, V1 domain. Gene Ontology annotation, biological process: proton transmembrane transport; ATP metabolic process. Lineage: Eukaryota; Metazoa; Chordata; Mammalia; Rodentia; Cricetidae. The transcript is spliced from 14 exons. The coding region runs from base 74 to 1615 and encodes 513 amino acids. The record is from RefSeq and is a predicted model, not a curated record. Gene Ontology annotation, molecular function: ATP binding; proton-transporting ATPase activity, rotational mechanism.